Molecule: messenger RNA, 1205 nt
Organism: Spodoptera littoralis (African cotton leafworm)
Lineage: Eukaryota; Metazoa; Arthropoda; Insecta; Lepidoptera; Noctuidae
Source: the annotation of a GenBank genome assembly
AUGUGUAUCAAGUGUAGAUCGUGCGUGGUCCGGUGCCGCAGCCUCCGAGCCGCUUUAUAUACGGCGCGCUGGCGGGGAGCGACACACGUGCAAUACACCCCACGACGUGCGCACGCCACUAACAUGCUCGCUAAGUUGUUAUUGUUAUGCUGUGCGUGUGCCGGUGCCCUGGCAAAGCCCGGGAUACUAGACGGCAUUGGCUACGCAGCACCAGCAUACGCUGCACCAGCUUAUGCCGCGCCAGCGUACGCCGCACCAGCAUAUGCGCCAGCUUAUGCUGCACCAGCGAUCGCUCAUGCCGUGGCAGCACCAGCGUACGCUCCCGCCAUCGCACACACAUACGCUGCACCCGUCGUCAAAGCUGUUGCAGCUUCGGUUGUGCGCGCUGAGCCUGUAGACCCUAAUCCAGCGUACAGUUUCUCAUACGGAGUAGCAGACCCUGCCACGGGAGACCACAAGGAUGCUGCGGAGACGCUGCAGAAUGGAGUGGUGCACGGUUCUUACAGCCUAGUGGAACCUGACGGCCACGUCCGUAAGGUCACCUACACAGCUGACAAGAUCAAUGGAUUCAACGCCGUGGUUGAGAGGACGGGAGCUGCUGCCCACGCGGUGGCAGCACCAGUAGCAAAGGUAUACGCCGCGCCUGCGCCGGUUGCGGUGGCCGCACCAGUCGCGAGGUACACGCUACCAGCUGCCCACGUUGGCGUUGCCCACCCGUGGGGUUAAACCCAUCAACUACAACUGCUAAGCGACCUAGUAUCUUGCUGAACGAUCAGAGAAUUGUGUAAGGAUAUGACAGAAUUUCAACUCUAGAUUAGUGUUGAGAUUUUAUGAAAAAAUGGUUAUAACGAUAAAUUAAUGAUUUUUGACUGAGAUUGUGCCUUAAUACGUAGUUUGGUUAGAAAUCAUAGGCCGCGGCUACAUGGUAAAGGCGAAUUGUAACGUCCUAGUAACUUAACUUUUGUAGAAGUCUAGAAUUCUUGUUUUGGGUUCAAACGUCAAAAUGUAACAUUGGGCGUUUUGGAAUUUGAGGGAGAGUGCCCUAUUUUGUAGUUUUCCUGGUCUUUACUGUCCGGCCCGUGUCUGUAAGAGUGGGUUUCGUUCAGCAGGAGUGGGCGCCCGAUGACCUCGCCUGUCGAUUGUAACUUAUUAUUUAUUGUACUGCUUUGACUGUUGCCUACGGACCUGAUCUUGACGCAUCGUAU